AUCACCAACUUAAAUAUCUAUCUAUCUUCUAUUCUUCUUUGUAAUUUUAUAUCUUUUCAAUUCCAUCAAUCAUCAUCAUGUCAAGUGCUCAACAACACAUCUCUACAGCCCAAGCUGGCCAAAACCAGGAUCUUUUGGACUCCACAAAGCAAACAGCCUCAGCAGCUGCAGAUAAGGCUCAUGCAGCUGCUAACACAACAGGACAGGCUCGAGAGGAAAACCAGCAGCAAGCUGCUGGUUUUCUCCAACAGACCGGAGAGCAAGUGAAGAGCAUGGCUCAAGGUGCUGCGGACAGCGUGAAGCACGCCCUUGGCAUGGACGGCAACAGCAACAACAGCAACGCUGCCUCAGACAACUCUGCCUCCAGCGGCAACACCGCCUCGACCGGCCACACCGCUGCUGCCGGCCACACUGCAUCUGCCAAUGCCGCCUCCGCCAGAAAGUAAACUAGGACAUCUUGAUUCAUUUGUGAAUGAUGUCAUAUAAAUAUUAUUAUUUGACAAAGUUGAUACACUUACCGAAGGUGCAUCACCUCCCUAGCAUAGAUAAACUAGUAUAGACAAUUCCUUAUGUUUUAAAUUACUAUCAUUUAUGCAUGCUUAAAAGGGGUACAAUCAAAUACCGAUGAAUGGAAUAAAAAAAAUGUCCUUAUGACCGAAUAACCGAACUAUUAAUACAAGGUAAUGCACUUCGGCUUGAAAAACGCAAGUCACUUACCAAAGGAUGAUGCACAAAUUAAACACAAAGUAUUCAGAGUAAAUAGGAGACAUUCUCAUAGUCCAUGCCCGGCCACAAUGCAUUAUGCAUGUGUCGGAUGUGUGAUGAAAUCGAACCUCAAAAAUUUGCGGCAAAUUUUAGGGCCUCAAAAUUUUGAGGUCCUAUAAUAAUAUUUAUAUAUUAUCAAUGUUCACAAAGUAUCAAAUGUGCAUUAAUAGAUUAAUGGUAGAAUAUAUGAUGUUUGUGUAUGCAAGGUCCUAAGUUCAAAUGCCAACAUUGUUAUUUUUAUUAUGUAUAAUUUUAGUUAUAGUUAUUUCAAAUUAAAUUAAAAUCAAUAAAGUUUUUAAAAAGAAUUGAAA
Trifolium pratense (red clover) is the source of this 1076-nucleotide messenger RNA. RefSeq names its product late embryogenesis abundant protein 7-like. The record is from RefSeq and is a predicted model, not a curated record. The transcript is spliced from 3 exons. NCBI's taxonomy places the organism in Eukaryota, Viridiplantae, Streptophyta, Magnoliopsida, Fabales, Fabaceae. The coding region runs from base 78 to 446 and encodes 122 amino acids.